Messenger RNA from Postia placenta MAD-698-R-SB12, 1002 nucleotides. RefSeq names its product glycoside hydrolase family 10 protein. Gene Ontology annotation, biological process: carbohydrate metabolic process. The transcript is spliced from 8 exons. Lineage: Eukaryota; Fungi; Basidiomycota; Agaricomycetes; Polyporales; Adustoporiaceae. The coding region runs from base 1 to 1002 and encodes 333 amino acids. Gene Ontology annotation, molecular function: hydrolase activity, hydrolyzing O-glycosyl compounds. The record is from RefSeq and is a predicted model, not a curated record.
AUGUGGCCGCUCCUCAUCAUGAGCAGGACGCCGGCCCUCUUCGCGCUCCUAUCUCUCCUGCCCCUCCAAUUGGUGCAAGCUCUGCCACAAGCAGCGAGCGCUGCAAGUAGCCCACUGCCCACUGCAACCGCUGUAGUGCCUGGACUCAACUACGUCGCCAAGCAAGCUGGGAAGCUCUACUUCGGUACAGCUACUGACAACCCGGAGCUCAACGACACUGCCUAUGAUGCAAUCCUGGACAAUAAUCUGCAGUUCGGCGCGUUGACUCCUGCGAAUACCAUGAAGUGGGAAUAUUCGGAGCCUGAGCCAUUUGUUUUCACAUUCGAGCAGGGUGAUGUGAUCGCAGAUCUUGCGCGUGCCAAUGGCAUGCUGCUUAGAGGCCAUAACUGCGUCUGGUACAAUGAGCUGCCAGCUUGGGUGACUGCCAACAAUUACACCGCAGCAGAGCUUGCUAUAAUUGUAGCAGACCGCUGUGCGACUCUGACGACGCACUAUAGGGGACAAGCCUAUGCUUGGGAUGUCAUCAACGAACCAUUCAAUGACAACGGGACGUACCGUGAGGAUGUCUUUUAUAACACUCUUGGAACGAGCUACAUCCCGAUCGGUCUGCGAGCGGCUCGCAGCGGAGACCCGAACGCCAAGUUAUACAUUAACGAGUAUAAUAAUGAAUACAUUGGUCCUAAGUCGACUGCCCUGCUAAAUCUGAUCAAAGAGCUGCAGGCCGACGGCGUGCCCAUCGAUGGCGUUGGCUUCCAGAGCCACUUCAUCGUCGGCGAGGUGCCCACCACGAUGGUCGAAAACCUGGCGCAGUACGCCGCGCUGGGCCUCGAGUUCGCCAUCACGGAGCUCGACAUCCGUAUGCCGCUCCCGGCGACGGCCGAGAUGCUGGAGCAGCAGAAGGCGGACUACAACUACGUCGUGAAUGCGUGCUUGGCGUUCUCGGAGUGCGUCGGCAUCACGGUGUGGGAUUGGACGGACAAGAUCCGGCUGAGAACGCACUAG